This is a messenger RNA of Drosophila mauritiana, 622 nucleotides long. RefSeq lists its product as uncharacterized. The coding region runs from base 92 to 385 and encodes 97 amino acids. The transcript has 2 exons. The record is from RefSeq and is a predicted model, not a curated record. Lineage: Eukaryota; Metazoa; Arthropoda; Insecta; Diptera; Drosophilidae.
UACCAACACUGUCAAUUUAGCGUCUACGGAGAUAGGUGCAUUCGUUUUCCGACUUUGAAAGAGAAUUUUCAGCAAUUUUAUAAUUAAAACCAUGUCGCCGAAGACUAAAAAAAUGAUCGUCAAGAUCCCGCGCCAUCCCUACUUCAAUGUGCAGGGCGAUCGGAGCGUGGAGCGCGAGGUGGAGUACCAGGUCCGAAAGUGUCGCGUGAAUCUGGAGCGAAUCAAGUCCUCGACUUCUCCGAGUUCCCGUCCAUUCCCGUUGAAACCAAAGCCCAAGAGAUGCAUUGUACGUGUGGCCCGACUGCCGGACGUAGAGCGCAGCGAGAUUUCCGUGACCCCGGCCAGUUCCAUCAUGAAUUCCGACAUUGACGAGAGUAGUAGGUAGUGCCAGCGAACAGGAGUCCAAUCUGACCAUCUAGUCGCCUCAUAUUUCAAGAGCAAUCAACGCAUCCAGCUGACAAACUUCUAAUCGCACUGGCAGUCACAGAGUACCAUGUCCAAGAUACUCCAAGUAGAUGUGCGGGGCUAUCCUUUUCCUGAAUAUAUAUGUAUAAGAUCCUCAUAUAAGACUUUAUGCAAAUCAAGCUCGAUUUCUUAAUACAAACUCGUGCGUCAAAAUCAA